AUGCCUCGUUCCAACGCUUCUCGUACCUCUCGUGCUCAGUCCUUGAUCGAGCAGCCUUUGCAUCAUCACGGAGAGGAUGUUUCCUCUGAAAUGUUGUUAGCUGAUUUGAUGAAUAGUAAAAAGAAGCAAAAACCAAAACUUUCAUCGGCUCAGAAUACAGCAGGGAAUACAUUUUUAGAUGACACCAACCUAUCGGCAGAUAACAUGAGCGAUACGGCAUCCUCGUGUUCUGCCUCGACCACCAGUCUUACUAAGGAUCUGACAAAACAAUUGAAAAUGAGUGAAUUGGAGCUCAAAAUCUUGCUUGAGGAAUUUAGAAAUGCCAGUAAUGAAGAGGGUUUACUCGAGAAGGAGAACUUCUUUCGAGUUGUAAAGACCACUCUUUCACAAAAAUUUGACAUUCAAAAUUCAAUGCCCGCUUUCCACAGAAUUUAUGAAGCUUUUGACUUGGACGGAAAUGGUGCUAUUGAUUUUGUUGAACUCGCAACUGGAUUGAGUACCUUACUAUACGGAGAGGAAAAAGACAUUCUAAGAUUUGUUUUUGGUUUAAUUGAUGUGAAUAACGAUGGAUCUGUGCAACAAGAAGAAAUGAUUGAUUUCUUUAGAAAGUUUUUCAUUGGUCAAGCCAAAAUGCAUGGAUACAAACUCACUGCUCAAAGAUGGAAGACGCUCGAAGAUUACCUGAGCAGAACAUUUACCUCCACUGAUUUGGAUCAGAACGGAACAAUAGAGUUCGAUGAAUUUGUUCAAGCUGUGGAUGACCCAGAUUCCCCUCUUGGAAUGCUGUUUUUGUAUUUCCACAGCCAGCACUAA
Messenger RNA from Naegleria fowleri, 813 nucleotides. RefSeq lists its product as uncharacterized. NCBI's taxonomy places the organism in Eukaryota, Heterolobosea, Eutetramitea, Acrasida, Naegleriidae. The transcript is spliced from 4 exons. Gene Ontology annotation, molecular function: calcium ion binding. Bases 1 to 813 code for a protein of 270 amino acids. The record is from RefSeq and is a predicted model, not a curated record.